GCCGAAAGUGCGCCUCGCCUCGACUUUUGAAGAUUGAUUUACGACAAACAAGGAGCAUCCAUCACUUCAACACCCACACAAGUCAAGAUGGUCCGCUACGCUCCCGCCGGCCGCAUUGAAAGCGCCAAAUCGGCUCGCAGCCGUGGCAGCUACCUCCGAGUCAGCUUCAAGAACACCAGAGAGACUGCCCAGGCCAUCAACGGCUGGAAACUCGACCGAGCUGUCAAGUACCUCGAGAAUGUCCAGGAAUUCAAGGAGGCCGUCCCCAUGAGAAGAUAUGCUGGCAGCACUGGCCGAAGCGCACAAGGCAAGCAAUUUGGUGUCUCCAAAGCCCGACACCCCGUCAAAUCCGCCGAGUUCCUUUUGGGUCUGCUCAAGAACGCCGAGGCCAACGCCGACACCAAGGGUCUUGACACCUCGAAUCUGAUCGUCAAGCACAUCCAAGUCAACCAAGCCCCCAAGCAACGCCGCCGAACAUACCGAGCUCACGGUCGUAUCAACCCUUACAUGUCGAACCCCUGCCACAUCGAACUCAUCCUGACCGAAGCCGAGGAGAACAUCACCAAGUCCGAGGACCUGAGCGCCCCCAGACUGAACGCCAGACAGCGUGGUGCUCAGCGACGAAAGGCCAUCACUUCAUCCUAGAUCACGACGCAGAUUGUCAAAAGGGGAUAAAUGGUGCUUACCUUGACAAAUGUUGAUGAGCGGCGCUUUCGAAUUCGACUACGGUGGGGUGGUGGCAUGGCGGCAUGGCACUGGUUGUGACUCUCCUCACACGGAGCAACGACAACCAAGUGAAGUGAAGACUACUGUGAUGGCCCAUGGUGGGAUCCAAGGACAGCGACGGGUGUUUGAAUGAGGUCCACAGCCCAUCAUCAUGCCUCCACCUGUUCUUCCGCGAUGUUCUUGGGCGCACACAAAACCUGCUCUGAAGAGCUUGUAUCAGACCUAGGUCCAAAAACAAAUCACAAUCAAGACUAUUUCAAUCUUC
Messenger RNA from Exophiala mesophila, 991 nucleotides. RefSeq names its product 60S ribosomal protein L17. Gene Ontology annotation, molecular function: structural constituent of ribosome. The transcript has 3 exons. Gene Ontology annotation, biological process: cytoplasmic translation. The record is from RefSeq and is a predicted model, not a curated record. Gene Ontology annotation, cellular component: ribosome; cytosolic large ribosomal subunit. Lineage: Eukaryota; Fungi; Ascomycota; Eurotiomycetes; Chaetothyriales; Herpotrichiellaceae. Bases 88 to 645 code for a protein of 185 amino acids.